Messenger RNA from Athene cunicularia (burrowing owl), 5739 nucleotides. It is a transcript of the gene ILDR1, whose product is annotated as immunoglobulin like domain containing receptor 1. Gene Ontology annotation, molecular function: high-density lipoprotein particle receptor activity. NCBI's taxonomy places the organism in Eukaryota, Metazoa, Chordata, Aves, Strigiformes, Strigidae. Gene Ontology annotation, cellular component: plasma membrane. The transcript has 7 exons. The annotation marks the transcript as partial. The record is from RefSeq and is a predicted model, not a curated record.
CCUUCUGUGUUCUUGCUUGUAGGUUGCCUCUCCCUCCUGGUGACAGUGCAGGAUCUUGAGCGUUACACCACCUUAUUUGCCACUGUUGUCCUCAAGUGUGACUACAGCACCUCAGCUCAGCUGCAGGACGUGGUGGUGACCUGGCGCUUCAAAUCCUUCUGCAAGGACCCCAUCUUUGACUACUACUCAGCCUCAUACCAGGCUGGUUUAGCUCUUGGCCAGGACCCAUCUGACGACUGCAAUGACAGCCAGCGAAGGGUGCGCAUUGUCAUCCAGAAGUCUGGGCAGAAGGAGCCUGUGCUGGGUAUCGACUACCAGCAACGAAAGAUCACCAUUCAGAACCGAGCAGACCUUGUCAUCAGUGAGGUCAUGUGGUGGGACCAUGGCGUGUACUACUGCACUGUGGAAGCACCAGGAGAUACCUCAGGUGACGCGGACAAAGAAGUUAAGCUGAUUGUUCUCCACUGGCUCACAGUACUCCUCAUCGUUCUCGGUAGCCUCCUCCUCCUUCUGCUGAUUGGAGUAUGCUGGUGCCAGUGCUGCCCCCAGUAUUGCUGCUGCCACAUCCCAUGUGUCUGCUGCCCCACCCGGUGCUGCUGCAACGAGGAAGUACUGGAACGGCAUCGGUUCAUGAAGCAGGCUCAGGCGUUUGCACCUUGGAUGGCACCCAACAUGUUCUAUGGAGGUGGCGAUAGGAACUCACAACUUUCCUCUUACCAGCUGAACCCUCUACUGCAACAAGACGUGUCUCUGCAGAACAGUCUUCCACUGAUGCAGCCACAAGCUCAGUUUUCCCCUAACAAGGGUGUUUUGGAUUAUCUGGAGUCUGAAAUCCAAAACAUGAACAUGUCCCAGCUCCGGCCACCCUCCCAGCAGCGGCAGGCCGAGCAGCCCAGCUUGCUGUCCUCCUUGGGCUCCGAGAUCAUGCCACCUCCUCUCGCUGAUCACAUCUCCUCCAUCCAUGGGAGCAGCAACUCCUCACGGCCACAGAGAGCUGCCCGCAACCCAAGAGCCUGGGACUCUGCAGCAGAGGACAGGAGGCAAAACCGGAGGUGGCCCUUGCCUUCCAGUGGGGAUUCUCAGUCCAGCUACAAUCGGGAGCCCUGGGACAGGCAGCAAGAGUAUCAUCCUCAGAGGCAGAGGACAGGUUGCUACAAUGGCAGGCCCCAGCACUCCAGACGGGAUGUGUCACCCCCACGCCAGGUGGAGAGGGCCAAGAGCAGCAGCAGCAGCUGCAGUUUCUACCCAGAGGAGGCCAAGGAACGCUCCAGCCACCACCAUGGCUGGAGACAGGAGCCCGCAGGGAGGCGAGAAUACCAGCACCACACUAGAAGGAGCAAUAACUCAGGUCAGCGGCGGCACAGCUACUCUCCCCCUUCUCGCCGGGGGUCAUGGAGCUCCUCAGAAGAGCCAGUCCAUCUCCCAGCGACAAACCGCAGGCGGCAGCACCGCUCUCGGGAAUGGCCAGAAGAUAAACCCCCCAGUUAUCGCUCAUUAGAAAUCACCCCAGGUCAGGACAAGAAGCACAAAGGCAGCGCAGGGCCACGCUCGGACAGAGGAAGUUCCUACAGUGCAAGAAGCAUAGUCAUUUAAUGCCAGUACUGGACUCUCUUAGCUUUUCUACUGUAUAGGUUGGGACAGCUGCUUUUGAUUGAACAGACAACCAGGAAAAAAACAGAGGAAGCAGCUUCCCCUUAGACUUACAACUCUGAAGAAUCUAUGUCUAGUGCCCAUGAAAGCAAUACAGAACCCAUUUUUUUUUCCUUACUGUGAUUUGGAAACUUAGGUUUGCAACAGGCUGUGGUCUGUUGAACACGUUCUAUUGGAAACAGCAGAUUUUUUCAGUAAAUGGUAUAUUCCUAAUCUUUAAAGAGAGAUAACCAGAUGUCUUUGUUAGGUGCCCUGGCACUGCAAGGCGCCCAGUCCAUAGAAUAUUACUCCUUUGCACACCAGUUACUGGAGAAGGAUUCCAGACAUCAGAGUUGUAAAGUCAUAGAACAGUAGAAUAAUUUAGGUUGGAAGAGACCUCUGGAGGUCAUCUGACCCUGUCCCCUGGGAGUUUGGUGGAGGGAGGCACAGCAUCUCCUUUCUAAAGCCCUCUGUUGUGCUUCAGAGUGUGUAAUGUUUCCUGCUUCUGCCUGGCUGCUCAGCAUAGUUGGGGCAGUUGCUUCCCUUUGUCCCCACUAAGCCUCUCUCCCAAACAGAAGGGUCACAAUGUUGGAAGGACGUUUGACUGCCUUAAUAAGGGCUCACUAGCACAUCUGCAAACUGCCAGCUUCUCUACCCAAUACUGACUGAAACAACCUACACUACUUCAAAGUUAGACCUUAGUGCCUUAAAAGUUACUUGUACUAGCCUUUAACCCAGACUAGAAUUUGUAAACUUAAAGGUCUAAAUUUCCCAAGGUUUGGCCACUCCUCCAGAGACUGAGAAAGGUAUGAUUACUGCCCCUCACACCACGGACCAGAAUUUCCUUCAACUCUAGGAAGCAUGGCUUUGGUGGAUAUAGCUUUCCUAAGCUGUGUACUCUUUUCCAUGCAUUUUAUAUUCUCCCUUUGCAUUCUGUGCCAUGCAUCAUGGGAUGGGAUAAAGGGCUCUGAAGAAAUCUUACAGUCACCAUUUUUACUGUUGUCCUUGAUUUUUAACCUGACGUGCAUAUGUAGCACAUCUGAUCUAUAUUGCAGGGUUUUCUCAUCUCUCACCUUGCAGCUAGAACACAUAAUUUCUCUAUGCUCUGAGACCCGUUGCAAAGAAGAACUUGCGUUUUAUCCUUGAUGUGAUUCAUCCACUGUUUUCAUUUAAAAUGUGCUGGGAAAAGAGAGGUUCUCUGGAUGCUGGCUGCUUCCAUGAGAAACUGGCUUGCCAAAGGCCCUUCUUGGAUUCUUGUUGUCAGGGAGCUUUCAGAGCAUCUUGUGAAUUAUUUUGUAACCUAGAGGCACUAGAGUCUGGCCAGUAUCAAUGACUCUAUUGCCCAGUUUAUUUCCCAGCCAGUGCCGCAUGGGACACUUGCUACUAUUUGUUCUUUAAUGUCCUAAUUACUGCUGUGUCUACGCUUUCCCUUGCAAGACUGACUUGGAGAGGCUUUCACUUUGCCCACCUCCCUUUUUUUUCUUUUCUUUGGACAACGAUGGGAAACAUCACACUUGGAGCAAAUGCUCCUAGUUGGAUAUCCGAUGCAGUCACUGGUUGACCGAAGGCUACCACAGAGUUCAUUUUCCUACAGUUUCUUGGCUGACAGUGCUGAUUUCCAAUUCCUGUGUAUGGAGAUGAAGCAGGAGGACCCACUAGCUUCUCUGAAUGACUUUGCUCCAGAAUUGGAGGCCUACUUUUGAAGACAGAAGAGCUGUUUGCUAGCAGUUGACAGCUAGCACAAAAAAAGAGCUAAAAGACUAACUCCAAAGUGUGAAUUCAGAAAGGAAGGCUGGAUUAAGCAUAGUUCUUGUCUGAAUUAGACCCAAACUGUGAAUAUUGUGAACUGACCCGUGAGUUACAUCUGAAACAUAGGGAAUUAAGUGUGUGUAGAACUUGCAGUAAGUGGGUAGAACUUGCAAAGCCAGUAUCACCCUUGAUUCUGGUUCUCAGCCAGUGGCUGUGAAUCAUUUUUAGUCUUAUUUAAUGACAUUCUGAGGAUUUCAUACACCUCAUCUUCUAUGAUAGGCUAGUAUUUUUAUUAGUUAAGAGGAGUUUAGGGUGACUGCAAUGACAGAAAAUAAAUACGGGGCUCCUUCUUCCAAACCUGGCAUCCUCUUUUGACUUUUGCAUUGCCCUGUGGCAACUUUUAGCAGAUACCCAGGGCCCUGGGUAGCAGAUUCUAUCCUUGGAAGCUGAAUUGCUGGCUUGGAAUCUGACUCCUUAUGCUUCCAAUAGGUCCAUACAUCAAUCAGGACAACUUCUUCCUGCCAUCUCAGCCCAAAUAUCCAGGCUUCAGGGAAGGGCUGCCCCUUUCUCCAUCAAGAGUAGAGACUGUUUGAAGCUACAGGUGAGAUCCCAAGAUGGUAGCACAGGAGAGAGUUCACUUUCCUUCACGUUCAAGUGUGUAUAAGCCAACAUGUGUCCAGCAAGUUUUCUCAAGAGCAAGAACCCCCUCACACAGCAAGAAAACCCAGAUGCCUCCAGCUGUUGAAGCUUGCUGCUGUGGUAUGAGCACACUAACUGCAGAGGUUACACUUUUUAAUCUAAAUCCUAUGAAGUAGCCCUCCAUCUUUACUUGUUCCUCUAGUCCCCAUAACUGAGCAAGGGCAACUAAUUGUAGAUUUUGUGAAUACAAUUUGUGCUGUGUGAAGCCUGAAGAGCUUUAUCUUUAUCAUACUUGUGCUCUUCUUCAGUCACUUUGUUCAUAUUUGUAGAAACAUUAAACAAAACUCUUCAGGGGAAAUUGAUUUUAUCUCAGUCUUAAUUCUAUAACUUUUUAAACUGUGACAGAAGUAGAUUAGGUUAUCCAGCAGGGAAGCAGAAAUGGCAGCAAGUUUACUGGUCCACAGACAACUGAGGUUCAUAAAACACUAGUUGGUGGACUGUGAAAUAAUGACAAAGGAAAUCUAUAUAUGUAUACUUUACAAGUGCAAGCAGACAGAAAAGUGAGAAUAGGCUCUGCUUUGAAUGCUUAUUUCUAUUUUUAAUUGACUAUAAAUGAAAGCCAUUGUGACAGCACUGCACAAUACUAUGUGGACUCUUUUUUCCAGUAUGAUUACAGAGUCUUUGAUUUUUUUUAAAAGGGAGCAUGGAGCAGCUCAAAUACUGCACACUGAAAGAAGUAACAGUAGGAAAUAGCCUAGCCUCAUUCUUUCUAUGUUGCAAUUUAUUCAUGCUUAAUUUUUCAGCCAUUCAAAAGAGCCGAUAUUCAUAUGUCAUUUGUGAUUAAAAAAAGAUUAAUAUAUUUCACAUAUGGGACUUAUUACCAUUCUAGACUUCUGUUCUUCCUGUCAUGCAGUUGAAGGAAUAUACCCCCAAUAAUGAAUUUUCUGUCUCGGAUAAAGUGCCUUGAUAACCACUGGAGUUACCCUAAUUUAAAAUAAUAAUGUAAUGAGUAAGUGACCAUGCCACAUGGGGCAGAUAAGGAUGUCUGUGCGGCUCCUGUCAGCUGCUUUCUACCUCAGACCAGAUUCAUAAGAGAGAUUAAAAUAUUCAUGUAAAUUUUCUUUGAUUAAGAAAGGACUUGCAAUAUCUGGCUUUCUUGCUUAUUUGCAGAGCACCCUGCCAUUCUGGAAUGCUGUUCCAGGAAUGGAGGGCAACAGCUGCUUCUUGUGCAAUCAUUGAUCUGGUCUUGGCAAGUGCCUGUUUGGCAGUACAAAGUGCUGAAAUGCCCAGUUGCUAUCUCUGGGAUUGUAUUCAUGAUAGCACAAGCUAAAAGUUAGGCUAACUUCGGAGGGGGGGAAGUUACCUUGUGUGAUAACAACCACAAUGCAAAGCUCUUCAGUGAUACAUAUUACUACAUAGGGUAGCUACAUCCCCUCUGUGUUACUACCUCCAGCAGCACAACAGCUUAAAACACCCACUUAAUAUGGUUAGAGCCUUCCAUCUGUUGGCUUGACAUGAGAGAGAUAAUACUUGAGGUUAUACUAAAUUAACCCCCCCCAAGUAAUGACUGCUUGUUGCUAUUUCUGCUAAGUUUAAUGCCUAUAAUGUGCCUUGUGCUGGUCUUCUGAAUAUUAUUACAGCUGUAAAAGCAGAUAGUAAAUGUGGAGAUUCCUUUUAAUGACUGUCAUUUAAAUAUAUAUUAAAAUGUAAGAGAACUUUCAA